AUGGAGAUGGCAGACUGUGAAUCGCGCAAACUAAAAGAAACCUCUGCAAUGUUCGAGGGGAGUAAGAACGCGGAACAGACACACAAAGUGUUAACACAAUGCUUUCGUUGUGGAAAGAACAAUCAUAGUGGCGACAGUUGUUAUUAUAAGAACAGCAAGUGCCACAAAUGUCACGAAACCGGUCAUCUGAGCAAAAUGUGUCCGGCAAACAAAUCACGUCAACAUGUAAACAAACCGCGACCACAUCAAAGUACUGAAAGUACUCAAAGUACUGGCCGAGGAAAAGGACAUAAGUUUAAGAAAAGAAAUCCGAAAAUCAACUUCGUGGAGGAUUCCGACGUGGAUAGUUCUGGUGCCUAUGAAACUGAUUGUAAGUACUCUUGGCCUCUGUUUUCGAUAAAAUCUGACGGUCAGAAGGAAAUAAACAUUGAUUUGUUAAUUGACCGCAAACCACAGAAAAUGGAGCUGGACACCGGGGCUUCGGUUUCUUUGAUAUCGGAAAAGGAGUAUCGUCAGAAGUAUCAUGGUUCUGUGAAACUGAACGACACGACAACAGUUCUGAGGACAUACACAGGUCAACUUUUACCAGUUGUCGGGGGGAUGUCUGUGAUGGUACAGUAUGGAGACCAACAGGUGUCAUUGCCGUUACUCGUGGUCAAGGCUGAUGGACCAGCAUUGCUUGGUAGAAACUGGUUGAGUAAGUUAAAACUUAACUGGCAACCUAUCAACUACACCAUCAAUGGACAUUCACAGAAGAAACUCUUCCAGAAGUACAAAGUGUUCAAUGAAGAUUUGGGUACUGUGAAGGGACUAACUGCUAGCCUCCGAUUAAAGGAGGAUGCUAUCCCGAAGUUCUUCAAACCAAGCUCCGUGCCUUUCGCUCUCAAAGACAACAUCGGCGAAGAACUUGACCGACUGGAAAAGGCUGGAAUUUUCGAAAAGGUGGAGAGUUCUGAUUGGGGCACUCCCAUUGUACCAGUGUUAAAACAUGAUGGUUCGGUAAGGAUAUGUGGAGACUAUAAAGUCACUAUUAAUUCCUUCUUUGAUGUUCCAGAAUACCCGUUACCGACCAGCGAGGAGUUAUUCGCAAAGUUGAAAGGUGGUGAUCAGUUCUCAAAGCUGGAUCUGACCAACGCGUAUCAACAAGUGUUGUUGGAUGAGGAGUCACGGAAGUUAGUUACCAUCAACACGCACCGCGGCUUGUAUCGGUACACGCGUCUUCCGCUUGGCGUAGCGGCUGCUCCCGCCAUAUUUCAACGCACAAUGGACCAUGUCCUGCAAGGAAUUGAAGGUGUCGGAUGCAUAUUAGAUGAUAUUCUCAUCACGGGAAAAUCUGACGCCGAACACCGUCACAAUCUCGACACAACGCUUCAGCGACUAGAGGAUUUCGGUAUCCGACUAAAGAAAACCAAGUGUUUCUUCAUGCGCGACGAAGUAGAAUAUUUCGUGUUUAAGGUCAACAAGGACGGUAUCCAUCCUUCACCUUGGAAGGUGGAAGCCAUUUUGAAAUUGGUUGAUCCCCAAACCAAGCGUGAGCUUCAAUCGUGGCUCGGUAUUGUCAAUUAUUACCGCAAGUUCAUCCCGAACUUGGCUACAGUCGCAGAGCCUCUGACUCAUUUGUUAGCAAACGAUGUAGAAUGGCAGUGGACCCCGGCGUGUGCUAGUGCUUUCAUUUCAGAAUAG
Mizuhopecten yessoensis (Yesso scallop) is the source of this 1683-nucleotide messenger RNA. RefSeq lists its product as uncharacterized. Bases 1 to 1683 code for a protein of 560 amino acids. Lineage: Eukaryota; Metazoa; Mollusca; Bivalvia; Pectinida; Pectinidae. The transcript has a single exon. Gene Ontology annotation, molecular function: nucleic acid binding; zinc ion binding; aspartic-type endopeptidase activity. Gene Ontology annotation, biological process: proteolysis. The record is from RefSeq and is a predicted model, not a curated record.